AUGUCGCUAUUCUUGUCACCCCAGACUGCAACUACUACUCUCAGCAUCGUGGUCACCGACAUCAACGACAACAACCCCACCUUCCUCAGUCCGCAAUACAACUUCGCUGUUGACGAGAAUGUGGUCAACGCACCUGUUGGGCGUGUAUCGGCAAACGACCAAGACGAGCCAGGCACAGUCAACUCGCAGAUGUUCUACUCACUGAGUGCUGAAAAAUUUACGAUUAACUCCCAAUCAGGGGAGAUAACUACUACCCAAGCUCUGGACUACGAGAUACAGAAGGUGCAUUACGUUCUUGUCAUUGCCCGUGAUGCUGCAGUUGACAGUCGCAGUGGAACAACCACUGUCACCAUCAACGUUCAAGACAAACAAGACAACAUCCCCAUCUUUGUGCAAUCACUCUACGAGUCCAAAGUUCCAGAAAAUGAGGCCAGUCAUCUGGUCGCUACUGUUAAGGCUGAAGACGCAGACUCUGUCGACAACAUCGUUUACCAACUGAUCGGCAGUGGAGCUAGCAACUUCACCAUCUCACAAAAUGGCGAGAUACGCACUCAACAACCACUUGAUUAUGAAAGAACGAACUUUUACGAGUUCUUCGUCACAACAGCCGAUGGCAUCAACUCGUUCCUCCCAUCAGCCACCGCGACUGUCAGAGCAUCCGUCAUUGAUCGAAACGACAAUGCUCCAGUAGUGAGCUUAUCCUCCACGGCUAUAACCCUGCAGGAGAGUACCCCUGUGGGAGACGUCCUUGUCACAGCCACAGCCUCAGACAACGACCCUGCUAAUAUGGCCAACAGCCGCAUUUCCUACAGCAUCAGCAGCGUUGUUCCCUCUCAGGGCAGAAACCUCUUCUACAUCAACCCCAAUAACGGCCAGCUCCAUCUGGGUCAGUCUUUUAACACAGAUACGUCUAGUGCCAACAGUUACCAGGUCGUGGUGAUGGCCACCGACUUUGGCACUCCACCAUUAUCAGGAACUGCCACCAUGAACAUCAACGUUUUGAGGAACACCCAGGCCCCAGUCUUCAACAGUGCCAACUACCAGGCCACCAUUGAUCAUACUCUGGGGGUUGGUAGUAGCGUCUUGACCUUGUCGGCCACUGAUGGGGAUACACAGUCACCAUACAACUUCAUCUCUUAUUCACUUGUUGGGGAUGGCAAUGCACCUUCCUUCUUCCGACUUGAUGGGGCUAACAGUGGCUUGAUCAUUGUGAAGGAUACUUUGACAAGGGAUUCUAGCCUGUCUUACUUGUUACGAGUUGUAGCUACUGAUGGUGGAAGUCUUGCAACAACAGCAACAGCAACAAUAAUCAUCAACAGAAAUCUGAACCGCCCCGCAUUCGUUCAAACAUCACUGUCAGCUCAAAUUGUCGAGAACUUCCCACUGGCUACUUCUAUAGCCAAAGUCCAGGCAGUGGACAGUGAUAUCCUAGCCCCUUACAAUCAAGUGACCUACAGCAUCACUGGAAACCAGGACGCUGUGAAUUAUUUCGCUAUAUCCUCUAGCGGAGAAAUCUCCCUGAAGCGCUCCCCAGCCGACACCACCAUCAACACAUUCCAGGUGACUGUGUCCGCUCAGGACAGUGGUCUUCCAGCUCCGCUUGCAGCCCAGACCAAUGCUGUAGUCACAGUGACAAUCUCGCGAAACCAGAACCCUCCAAUCUUCUUCAACUCAAGCUACAGCGCCCCUAUUACAGAAACGUCUCCGAUCGGGUCUUCCGUCAUCCAGAUCUCUGCAACCGACUCGGACUCAAAUCCCCAGUUCAACCAGAUCAGAUACACUGUUAUUGGUGAUGAUUCUGCCGGGACCUUCUUUGGUAUCAACCCCAUCACAGGACUCCUGUCAGUCAAGGCCUCCUUACAGUCUGAGAACGUCGACAGAUACAGUGUUCGAAUUGUCGCCACAGACAAUGGUUCCCCAGCCAGAAGUGCGACUUCAAUCGUCCUUGUAAAUGUUCAGAGGAACUUCUUCGCACCAGAAUGGCAGAGUCAAACCUUCACCACCAACGUCCUUGAAACACAAGCUUUGGGUGUCCCAAUCUUGUCAGUGAUUGCAACCGAUCGUGACCGGCAGACCCCACAUAAUGUCGUAUACUACCAACUAACCGGAAGUGCUACAGUGUUAGCACACUUCCAGAUCAAUGAGGUCACUGGUGAGAUCAGCAUCAGGACUCCCCUGACUUCAGACUCGUCGGAUCCUAAUCAAUACGUAUUUUCUGCUCGAGCAAUCGAUCGUGGUACCCCAGCAAAAACUUCAACCAACGAUGCCAGCGUUGUCAUCAAUGUUGUACGCAACCAAAACGGUCCUUCCUUUGUUAGAGGACCUUACAGCAGAUCCAUUCGCCAGGAUCUGGCUGUUGGGUCGUCUGUCAUUCAGAUCACCGCUGUCGACCCUGACACACAAGCGUCUUUCGGAGACAUUAGCUACAGCAUUAUCGGCAUCGACACCGCCCCGUCUUUCUUCAGCAUUGACAGUGUCACCGGACUGAUGUCACUGAGGGCUAGUGUAGCCACUGAUUCAACAACGGAGUACAGAGUGUUGGUACGAGUCGAGGACAGUGGAUCGCCGCCCAAAAGUGACCUCACAGUUGUGACUAUUACUGUCAACAGGAACCUUGCAGCGCCCGUGUUCAACGCUCAGUCCUACAACAUCACUAUACUGGAAACUCAAAACCUGGGAGACACUAUAGUCACAGCCAGAGCCACAGACUCUGAUCUUAUGUCCCCUAACAAUGCUAUUGUGUAUAGUGGAGUGGGAACUGCAAGAGCGCUGGAAUACUUCUACAUCAACGUUGUGACUGGCGAUAUCUCUGUUCGGCGCUCCCUAAUUGACGACACCACCGCGAACAACGACAGAUACACGCUUACCGUGGCUGCCGAGGAUCAGGGUGUCCCAGUCUCCCUGAGGGCCACACUACCUACAACUGUCAACAUCUACGUGAUCAGAAACCAGUUUGGACCCGCAUUUGCAAACACUCCAUACCUUGACACUAUUUCUCAAGCCACAGCUCUGGGAACAAGCGUCUUUAGAGUCAAAGCCAAUGAUGGCGAUCUUAGGUCUCCCUACAACACAGUGCAGUACAGUUUGAUUGGCGACGACAACGCUCCCAACCUUUUCACCAUCAAUCCCGUCACUGGACAGAUUACGACACGCGCAUCCAUUUCCAGCGACACCGCGCCCUUCUAUAGACUUCGUAUUAUGGCCUACGAUGGUGGCAAUCCCUCAAGGAAUGCUUACGAAGUUGUGACGCUGACAGUGGACCGCAACCUAUUUGCACCUGCCUGGGUCAACCCCUCCGGCCCCGGCUUCACAGCUGCAACCACAAUCUUCGAGAACGCCGACUUCAGCACUCCUGUCUUCCAAGUGUCCGCCAUUGAUAACGAUGCAGCGGCUCCCUAUAAUACUGAGGUUUACAGUCUGGUUGGAGACAGUUCGGCCAUGACCUACUUCUCGAUUGACCCCAACAGUGGCCACAUCCGGCUGAAGACCUCGCUCCUCCAGGACACUGCUCAGCAAUAUACUGUCCUGGUCCGUGUCACAGACAAUGCCCAACCCCAAAGACCAGCUGCCAAUACGGCAACAGUCCUGGUCAAUGUCCUGCGUAAUAAGUUUACCCCCUUCUUCCUCAACUCUUCGUACUCUCGUCAAAUCUCGGAGAAUCUCGCAGUGGGUUCUUCAGUGGCCCAGGUUACGGCUUUGGACAAUGAUCCACAGAAUACCUUUGAACGGGUUUACUAUGACAUUAUCGGAGAUGACGCUGCCCCAGUUUACUUUGAUAUUGCUCAAACCACGGGGACACUGUCCUUAUCACAAUCAUUGGUUGGCGUAGUCGAGAGUACAUUCUAUGUCCGGGUUCGGGCCUAUGAUAAUGGUCAACCUAUUCCAAGAAGUAACACCACUGUGGUCACCGUCACCAUUAAGAGGAACCUCAAUGCACCAGUUAUCUCCCCUACACUAUACGAGAAGGUCAUCCCUGACACCACUCCGCUGGGAACGGUAGUUGCUACUGUCGGCGCUACUGAUGCCGAUACAAGUUCUCCUCACAAUGUCAUCCGAUUCUUGUCUAGUACUACGAACUCACUGGCCGACGAGUUCUUCUUUCUUGAUGCUGUAUCUGGUGAUGUGUCAGUGAAGAAAUCUCUCACCCUCGACACGACCCAGAACUCAGUUUAUGUGAUGACCGUUAGAGCUUCUGACUCCGGGGUCCCCCCUCUGACAACAUCACAAGAAGCCCAGGUUCGAAUCCAGGUGACACGGAACAGCCACGCCCCAUUCUUCUUCCAGUCUCCUUACAGCGUCACUAUUCCAGAGAUGCGCAGUGUUGGGACUGUCAUCACUCAGGUUACUGUUUCGGAUGCAGACACUGUGACUCCUUUCAAUGCCGUGACCUUACGGGCUGUCGGUGACGACCUUGCUACAACAUACUUCGGCAUCAACCAGACUGGUUCUGUGUAUAUACAGGGAGAUCUCAGGAGCGACACACUCCCGUUUUACAGGCUAAGAGUGGAAGCUCGCGAUGGUGGCUCUCCACCCAGAAGCGCCACUGCACUGGUCAACAUCAAUGUUCAGCGCAACCUCUACGCCCCAGUGUUCAACCCAACACGCUAUGAAGAAACCAUCUUGGAAACCACUGGACUGGGAGUCAGUCUCGUCAGAGUGCUGGCUACUGACGCAGAUACAAGGGCUCCCCACAAUGUAACACGAUUCAGCAUUAGCCAAGGCACGUCCAGUUCUCGGGGACGCGACUACUUCAUCAUCGAUUCCGUCAGCGGAGAUGUAACCCUCCGACAGUCUCUAAUGACCGACACCUCCCAGGCUACAGUUUAUACCUUCAACGUUGACGCUACAGACAACGGUGUGCCUCCCCUGUCUGGCACCAACCCCGCUACCGUCAUCGUCAACGUCGUCAGGAACCGCAAUCCACCAUUCUUCAUUGGCAAACCUUACAGCGCCCGCAUCAACAGUACCUUAUCAGUGGGGGCACCUGUGUACGACAUAGAUGCCCAGGACUCGGACACCAGGGCUCCUUACAACACCAUCCAAUACGACGUCAUCGGCGACGAUGUGUCACCUGUGUUCUUCACAGUCGAGUCACAGUCCGGUCAAAUCAGGCUGACGCAGAGCAUUCUAAUGGAAUCGGAACUCAUCUACCCAGUGCGAAUCCGAGCACGUGAUGGCGGAAACCCACGUCUCACAGCAACAGCCCUUGUUUCCGUGAUUGUCAACCGCAAUCUGCACGACCCUAGCUUCCUCAGACAAUCGUACGACAUCACCAUUCUGGAAACUACUGCUCCAGGAACCAGUUUCAUCAAUGUCGUUGCCAACGAUGCUGAUGUCACAGCUCCCUACAAUGUGGUUCGUUACUUCUUUGCCGCUCCCGAGGAUCGCUUCUACCUCGACCAGAUCACGGGUCAAAUGAGUGUCAGAAAGAAUCUUGUUGGAGAGUCCCAGAGCUCAUUUACAUUCAGUGUACUAGCCCGUGAUGGCGGAAGUCCAGCGAGGAACAGCACUGUUGUCCCCGUUACAGUAACUAUCCUCCGUAACAAAAACCCACCAACCUUCAUCAGUGAGCCUUACACCACAGACCUCAGUUCCAACACGCCCGUCUCCACCAGCCUCGUUCAGGUAGCCGCCACUGAUGCUGAUACACAGGAGCCAUUCAACAGGAUCCGAUUCAGCAUUAUCGGGGAUGAUGCAGCACCUAGCCUCUUCGUCAUCGACGGCUCUACCGGCGUUAUCAGGCUCAACGGCAACAUCAACACCGAUUCCAGCAGCAUCUAUAAGAUUCGUGUCUUGGCUCAAGACGGUGGCAGUCCUAGUUUGUCAGAUACGACAGUCGUGUCUGUGAACAUCACCCGUAACCUCUUCCCUCCAGAGUUCCAGACAACAUUCUCUAACGUUGCAAUCACUGAAAACCAAGCCCUUGGCGAGUCCUUCUUCAAUGUUCUUGCAAGGGACAAUGAUGUGAAUAUUCCCAACAAUGUGGUCAAGUACACACUGUCUGGCAAUGCAGUGGCCAAGGAGUAUUUCCAAGUGGGCAGUCUGUCUGGUCAAAUUUCCCUGCUUCGCUCAGUGUCUGUUGACGGCAACAAACCAUCCACAUACACGCUUACCAUCACCGGGCGAGACAUGGGCAUCCCUCCCCGCGCCGCCAUCAACACGGCUACAGUGACGGUAGCAGUAGCGAGGAACAACAACGCCCCCACCUUCCAGGGCUUGCCAUACUCCAAAACAAUCUCCAGGACUCUAGGCGCUAGCGGCAGCAUCAUUCAAGUCACAGCUGUGGACGCUGAUACCAGAACCCCAUUCAAUCAGGUGACAUUGAGUGUUAUUGGAGAUGAUUCGGCGCCAAAUCUCUUCACUCUUGACAACUCUGGAACCAUCCGUGUUGCAAACAACGUCGACCUGGCCAAAGAUUCCGCUCUAAACUACAAGCUGCGAGUCCUUGCCUAUGAUGGCGGUGUCCCCUCACUAAGCGCUACAACAACUGUGGACAUCACUGUGCAAAGGAACAUCUUUCCACCCAUCUUCACAAACAACGAUGUCAUCCGCAUCGUCAUCCAAGAAAACACAGCAGUAGGUACGCUGAUCGCCGAUGUCAACGCUACCGACGCCGAUCCUGAUGCUCCCAACAACGUCUUUAGCUACAGCGGCAUUGGCGAUGGAGAUGCCACUACCUACUUCUUUGUCAAUCCAGUCGAUGGAAGGAUAACUCUUUUGAAAUCUGUGAAUGGCAGCCGUAUUUCUGGAUUCAGGCUAAUUGUUCAGGCCCAAGAUGGCGGCUUCCCUCAGCUACACAGCACCACCACCGUUGAAAUCAGCAUUCUGAGGGACACCGACUCUCUUCAGUUCAGCCUCCCUAGUUACAGAGCCAGUAUAUCCGAGAAUCUACAGGUCAACACUGCAGUCACAACUACUGUUGCACAGCCUGGGCCUGGCGUGAGCUACAUGUUGACUGGGUAUAGCAGCGGGCCUGACUACUUCAGUAUAGACGCCAGCACUGGAACCAUCUUGGUCAAGAAAGAUCUCAGGAGUGACCUCAACAAACUCAAUAUGUACUAUCUCCACGUUAAGGCUUCCCGUCAGUUCACUACUGGUCUUAAGACGGCUAUGACACAGGUAAAUAUCUCUGUCAUCAGGAAUGAGAACCCACCUGUGUUCAGUAGAGAGAUCUACCAAAUGACCAUUCCAGAGACCCGGAACUUAGGGUCAUCUGUCCAGCAACUAACAGCCACUGACGCCGACGCUCAAGACAUCCUCGCCUACUCAAUUGUUCCCCAGGGGAACAUCUCCGACAUCUUCUACCUUGGCCCUUCAUCAGGACUCAUCUCUCUCAGGACGAUUCUGGAAGGGGGAACUAUUAAUGUCUAUCAGUUUAACGUCAUCGUCAGUGACCAGUCGCAGCCUGCCAAAACCGACACCGCAACGGUUAUUGUAAGCAUUUUGAGAGACACCUAUGCCCCAACCUUUGUGAGAGAGCCUUACAAUACCGAUGUCUCCUUCAACGUUCCUGUUGGCACGAACAUAUACAACGUGGAAGCUACUGAUCAGGAUCAACAAGGAAGCAUUGUAUACGAAACAAUCGGAUAUCUUGCUGGACCAGGCUACUUUAAAAUAGACUCCAAUACAGGAGCUGUGACCGUGAGGGCGCCUUUAACAACUGAUUCCUCAUCGUCAUAUGUGCUUGGUGUGAUGGCCUAUGACAGCGCAAGACCUCUUCAGAAGGACUAUGCCAACUUAACCAUUGUCGUGAACCGUAACCCAAACCCCCCAGUCUUCACGCAGACCACCUAUGCCAGACGUAUUCCAGAAUCCUUUGCUCUUGGUGCCAAUCUUGUCCAAGUCACAGCCACUGAUGCUGACUCGCACUCUGUGCAAUAUGAGAUUGUAUCUGCCACCCCAUCUGAAGGAACGCUCUACUUCUAUAUGAACAAAGACACGGGAGUGUUCACUAUCGGCCGUCCUCUCACAGAAAUAGCUUCAAAUGGAUUCACAUUCAACGUUCGAGCAGUUGACAACGGUGUGCCUUCUCAGCAGAGCUCCACUUUAGCCCAAGUGUCCAUUUCAAUUGACCGCAACCAGUUCAGUCCCUUCUUUGUCGGCGGCCCCUAUGAAGAAAUCAUAAGAGAGAACGUUCCUGUAGGAACAAGCGUUCUCCAGGUCUCUGCCAGCGACAAUGACCCCCAGGGAUCAGCCUUCUCCAACAUAUCGUACGUCCUCAUCGGAGACGACUCUAUGCCAUCCUACUUCACCUUGAACAGCAUCACAGGAACUAUCUCUGUCAGAGCUAGUCUUACUGCGGAAACACUUGCCACGUACCAAGGAAGAGUAGUGGCUUACGAUGGCGGUGCCCCGCCCCGUAGUGCUACGGCAGUGGCUAAGAUCACUGUCUUGAGGAACUUGUUCGAACCUCAAUUCAAUGAGCGCAACUAUGAAACAGAAAUUCUGGAAACUAUCGCAGUAGGAACAUCGAUACUACAAGUCCGAGCUGUAGACAAUGACACAAGGCCUCCCUUCAACACAGUCCGGUAUGAAAUGCAGAGUGGGGUGUCUCAGGCUGAUAUCUACUUCCAAGUGGACAGUUCCUCAGGAGCCAUCUCAGUCCGAGCCCCCCUCACUGGCGACACCCAGAACCAGGCUACGUUCCAGUUCCAGGUGUUGGCGCGGGAUCUUGGCACCCCGUUCUUGGUGUCCACCCUUCUGGCUAAUGUCAGGAUCAACGUCCAGAGGAACAUUAACCCACCUUUCUUCAUGGCGGAGCCGUACAAAGCCACCAUCAACUUCAACACUCCAGCCGGGUCCAGUGUCAUCACUGUCUCCACCCGUGACAACGAUCUCAGGGCUCCUUAUAAUAUUGUAUCCUACACCGUCAUCGGCGACGACAAUGCUCCAAACAUGUUCACAAUUGGCGCACAAAGUGGAGACAUUUCCACCAACAGCCAGGACCUACAGUCCGACACUGCUUCGGAGUACAAGCUCCGAGUAUUGGCAAGAGAUGGCGGUUUUCCCUCGCUGACAGCGACCACGACGGUUCUCAUCAUCGUUGAGCGCAACCUGAACGUUCCCCGGUUCCUUACACAGAACUAUAGCGUCAGCAUUUAUGAAACUCAAGACCUGGGCGUUCCAAUACAGCAACUCUCAGCUAUUGAUCUGGAUAUAUCUAGUCCUUACAACGAUGUCACCUUUAGAUUGGUUGGUAACAGUCUAGCCCAGGAGUAUUUCGCCAUCGACCCAAGCAUCGGUUCCGUCUAUGUGAAAAAGGCCUUAACGCUCGUCUCCCAAAAGCAGUUUGUAGCCACCGUGUCUGUGCAAGACAACGCCCGCAACCCCCUCAUUGCUCCAGACAACGCCUUCGUCACCAUCAACGUCAUCAGAAACGACCACCUCCCUGUCUUUGUUGGUGAAUCCUGCAACCGAGAUCUGAGCCAGAAUGUAGCUGUUGGAACCAGUGUCACACAAGUCACUGCCGUGGACAGUGAUUCAACGAACACUCCAUUUGGUCGUAUCACUUACGACAUCAUCGGCGACGACUCUUCGCCCGUCUACUUCAACAUCAACCCUUCGUCUGGUCUUGUGACGGUAAGCCGGUCUCUAUCCCAGGAAAAUGUCGAUAAGUACAGUCUCCGUAUCCAAGUUCGUGACCAGGGCGUGCCCUUCAAGUUCAAUACAACUGUCUGCGUGUUGACAAUCACCAGGAACUUCCGUGCACCAGUCUUCAUCAACAACCAACACUCCGCCACUAUUGACGAGACUCUGCCACUUGGAAGCGUCAUCCUCACCGUCAAUGCUACCGACUCAGAUACUUUGGCACCAAGCAACAUCGUUCGUUACGAGGCAGUGGCUAAUACAGGCGACGAGGAAUGUUUCCUUGUCAAUGAGAUAACAGGACAGUUGGUUCUCCGUAGAGCCAUCAUGUACCCUCCAUGCACAGCAACUGUCCUCACCAUGUACGUUCGGGCAUAUGAUCUUGGGGUACCUCGCUUGACCAGUUCAGUGGCCAAUGUGACGGUCAUUGUCAACCGAAACAGUUUCACUCCCGAGUUCCUCAACACCAAGUACAACACAUUCCUUCCGGAGACGACACCAGCUAAUACUCUUGUGUUUGAUGUAACAACUCGAGACCGGGACACCGUGCCUCCCUUCAAUGUUGUCCGUCAUAGCAUCAUCGGUGACGACUCAGCAACCACCUUCUUCACCAUCGACGACGUGUCUGGACAGAUCGCUCUAGCUCAAUCCAUACUUCCUGAUACUGAGACGUCAUACAGAAUCCGAGUCCUGGCCACUGACCAGGGUACGCCCUCACGGACAGCCACGGCCACGUUCAAUGUCCAGGUGACAAGGAACCUGUUCGCACCACAGUUCAACCCUCUUAACUACGAGGCCGACAUCUACGAAACCCAAACCCUUGGCACAUCCAUCAUUAGGAUCAAUGCAACUGACAGAGACACCAAGAGUCCCUACAACAGCGUGCGGUAUGAGGCUACAGGCACUCAACAGGCCCUCACUUACUUCAAUAUCGACAACGUUGAUGGAACCAUCUCUGCUCAACGCUCUCUCACUCUGGAUCUCACCGAUACUACGAUCUAUACGAUGACAGUGAGAGCCUCUGAUCUCGGUACUCCAACCCAGCAGAGCACUCAGGUUGCCACUGUGAGGAUCAACGUCCUCCGUAACAACAACUGCCCGCAGUUCACCAACCUCCCGGCAAACAUCACCAUUCCAAAGUCUGUCAACUUUGGUAGCAGCUUGUACAACAUCACCGGUGUUGACAACGACCCACCAGGACGAUUCAGUACUCUCAUAUACGACAUCAUCGGUGACGACAAUGCACCUGUCUACUUCAGCAUCAACACCGUCACUGGUGCGGUCAGUGCACUGCCUAAUCUGUUCUCUGACACCACGACCAUGUACAGGUUACGAGUACGUGCCCGUGAUGGCGGCUCUCCUUCGUGCGAGAGAUAUGAAGUCCUCACCAUCCACGUCCAACGUAACGAACACCCACCCACUUGGGUCCCCAGGGGUGAUUACACUACAACCAUCUUGGAGACACACAGCAUCCUGAGCCCCAUCACACAAGUUUCUGCUGGAGAUCAAGACACAAAUAGUCCAAACAAUGUUGUGAUGUACAGUCUCGCACCAACCUCAAACUACAGGGACAUUUUCUUCGUCGAUGAUGUCAACGGCAACGUUUAUUUGAGGACCUCCCUCAUUGGGACAACCAGUAACAGUUAUGAGCUUUUGCUCAUGGCUACUGACCAAGGGUCCCCUGCUCUGUCAAGCACACUUGCCAAGUUAACCGUCAAUGUCAUCCGCAACGUCAACCCACCCGCCUUCACUUUGGAACCAUACACGCAGAACAUCACCCAGAAUGCUGUAACAGGCGCGCAAAUCAUCACCGUGUCAGCAACAGAUGCCGACCUCACUCCACCAUACAACACCCUGACAUAUGACAUCAUCGGUGACGACUCCGCACCAACCUACUUCGUCAUAAACCCAUCAUCAGGUGUGAUCAGCUUGUCUCAGUCAAUCUCAUCUGAUUUCGAUGACCAGUACCAGAUUCGAGUACGUGUCCAAGAUGGCGGAAGUCCGAGACUAAGUGACGUCACUGUGGUGCAGGUCAACGUUGAGAGGAAUCUGUUCCCACCAACCUUUACCAGCAAUUCGUAUGGAGAAGUUAUCUUGGAGUCUCAAACCGUGGGAGCUCGUGUUCUCAGAGUCUCAGCCAAUGACCCUGACACAACAACACCAAACCAGAUUGUACGCUAUGGUAUGUCAGGAGACACACUUGAUAACGCAUACUUCAUGAUUGAAGCCGUGACUGGCGACGUCAUCGUAAGACGUCCUCUCACCGAUGACACCCAAAACACUGUUGUGUUUACUUUCCAAGCAACAGCACAUGACCUUGGCGCCCUUCAACGUAACGCGACGCCCGUUGAUGUGACCAUCACCGUUAUGAGAAACCAGAACAGCCCCCAGUUCCUUCAGGCGCCCUACAACACCACAGUCACGCAGAACCUUCCGGGCGGGAGCAGCGUCUACCAAACUACUGUUACAGACAGGGACACUAUGGCUCCUUUCAAUGUUCUCGCAUUCGAACUCAUCGGCGACGAUUCUGCGACCUCUUUCUUCACCAUUAGCCCAAGCAGUGGUCUCAUCACUCUGAGAAAUGGUGCCGACCUCACCACCGAUACUGAAAUUCGGUACAUAGCUCGUGUUCUUGCUCGAGAUGGCGGUGUUCCUUCGAGGAGUGCCACGUCGGUGGUAGUCGUCAACGUCUUGAGGAAUUUGUUCUCUCCCUUAUUCACGAAUGUGGACUUCAUAAGGACUUCUAUCAAGGAAACACUAACUGUUGGUUCUAACAUUGCUGAUGUGAAUGCAACGGAUGCCGACACCAGGGCUCCAGACAACGCCAUUCUGUACUCCAUUGCUGGAGGUGAUGUGGCAACAGAGUACUUCUUCAUCAACCCUAACACAGGAGAAAUUACUUUAUUGAAACCUGUGGAAAAUAUCAACAUCAAUCUUUUCAGAAUCCGAACGAUUGCAACAGAUGGUGGUUCACCUAGCAGAAGUGCCGUUACUUACGUUGAAGUAACGGUUCUAAGAGAGACUGGUCGCCUGGCUUUCACUCUACCCUAUUACAGAGUGGUCAUCAGUGAGAACACAGAGGUCAACAGAACCAUCCUGGUCACUCUAGCUCAACCAGGGACUGCAACUUACCGAGUGCUUGGGAUCUCCCCAGCACCGACCUUCUUUAACGUCAGUUCCCAAACUGGUGCUAUUACUGUUCGCGACGAUUUGAGACGUGACCCUGCUCGCCUGACCUUCUACCAACUCCAGAUCGAGGCUACAGCAACACUCGACAUCAGUGUACAGACCGCCACAACGCUAGUUAACAUCACUGUGACAAGGAACGAGAACGGCCCUGUUUUCACUGACGACAGCUAUGUGAUCAGUAUCCGAGAUACCACUGUCAUAGGCACCGUGGUUCUGACAGUCACAGCAGCUGAUGCUGAUGGGGAUCUGGUUGACUACCGAAUGCUGGACACUAAUUCUGCCGGAACUUACUUCUACCUUAAUCCUAGAACUGCACAACUCUCGACGAAAAUCUCACUCCGUGAGCUUACCAUGCAAAGCUUCCAGUUCCAGAUCCAGGCUGGUGAUCAACGCGCACCAGAGAGAACUUCGAGGACCAAUGUCACAGUCGUCAUCGAACGUGAUCAGCAACGACCACAAUUUGUCCAAGAUCCCUACACGACUGCGGUACAAGAGACUACCGUUAAUGGCUCCACCGUCUACCAAGUGUCUGCUUUCGAUGCCGAUUUACAGGGCUCCCUUAUGUAUGAGAUUACAGGCGAUGGCGUUGCACCAGCUUUCUUUGAGAUCAACUCUAAUACUGGCGUGGUCUCAGUCUAUGACAGAGAAGCUCUGCUGUUUGACAGAGGAACAAACUAUAAACUUGUUGUCGUUGUGUAUGACUCCGCCUACCCUGCUGUUAGGGAUACAGCUGAGGUCAGUAUUGCCGUCCUCCGCAACAUCAACUCCCCCAUCUUCACCACCAACACCUACGAGGUGACCAUUCCAGACACAUACGAACUCGGAACUAACAUCACACAGAUCUCUGCAAGUGACAGUGAUGGGAAUAUUGUCAAGUAUGAGAUCAUCGGCGAUAACCGAGCCUUUGAAUUCUAUUACGUGAAUCCCGAUAACGGAGUUAUCUCAUUGAAGAAGCUUCUCACCGAAGGAUCCCAACCCUCCGAUACGCUGACAAUACGAGCACGUGACCAGGGUGUCCCGGAGAAGUUCGGCAACUGUUUAGUGAUCGUAACUAUCAAGAGGGACGACUACGCUCCCGUGUUCACCCGUACCCCUUACCAGGCAACUGUCCAGCGUCUGUCGCCCGUCAACAUGACCGUCAUCCGAGCUACCGCCACUGACCAGGACUUACAAGGAGAUGUCCACUAUGACAUCCUGGGGAACUAUCCUGCUCCAAGCUUCUUCGAGAUCAACGCUGCUACUGGUGACAUCACAAUCAAGCGAUCACUAGCAUUUGACAGCCUCCUGACAAACACGUACUUUGUGACAAUGGUUGCUUUUGAUACGGUGUACCCCAACAAUAGGGCUACCGCCACAGCCACCAUCUCUGUGAACAGGAACCCCAAUGGUCCUACAUUCAACCCACAAGUCUACAAGCGACAGAUAGACGAGGACACAUCCCUCGGGGCGCUUAUCGUGGAUGUCAACGCUACUGACUUGGAUAACGACGUCAUCCGUUACAGUCUAAACGGCGAUACCCUUGACAACGAAUUCUUCUACUUGAACGAAGACACUGGCUACAUUUCCUUGAGGAGAAACCUUUUGUCUGUCACUGAUCGGCAGUUUAGAUUCAACGUUAUCGCAAGUGACCAGUCCAAUCCAGAACGGAUUUCAACAGCUAACGUCAUCGUUAACAUCAUCCGCGAUGAGGCUCCACCCCAGUUCGUCCAACUGCCCUAUGAUACGGUUGUCCUUGAGACAUCAACUAUCGGAACGUCAGUGUACAGCGUUUCCGCCAUCGACUCCGACAUCAAGGGCACCAUUGUGUACUCGGCUACCGGAGACCUGCAAGCUCCUUAUUACUUUAAUAUUAACGAAACAAAUGGAAUCGUCACCGUCCGCAACAACAUCAGAGACGAUGUCGCAUCUCAAUAUGCUCUGCGUGUGGCCGCCUUUGACAGCGCAUCUCCCGGGAAGACGUCCACGGCCCUGCUGAAUAUCCAGGUUCUAAGAAACCCCAGCUCUCCCAUCUUCACAAGCAGCCGUUAUGAGAUCACGAUCCCAGAACACCAGACUCUUGGGUCUGUAGUGCAACAAGUCAUGGCUAGCGAUCCUGACGGGGACGUUCUGCGAUUCAACUUGGAAAUAGACAACACUGCCGGUGCAUCCAACAGCCUCCUGGCCCUAGAGUACUUCUACAUCCUGGAACAGUCAGGCGUCAUCUACCUCCGUAAACCUCUAACAGACGAUAAGACCGACACUGCCAGAUUCACGAUGUUGGUCCGAGCACGUGAUCAGCGAGACAAUGAGAAGCAGUCGUUCACCGUCGUCGUCGUCAACGUAGAGAGAGACCAGUUCCUGCCUGUGUUCCAACAGACGCCGUACAUCACCGGGCUAGCGGAGACCACCUCUGUAGGCACUGUUGUCUUUAGACCAUCGGCAUUUGACAGAGACCUUGUGGAAGAACUCGAGUACAAAAUGAUCGGCGACACCAUCGGCCCCUACUACUUCGGCAUCAACUCUACCAACGGCGUCAUCACACUGAAGAACAACCUCAGGACAGACAAUGCUAAUUUCAAUUACAUCCUGAGAUUGACAGCUAUUGACACCGCCUACCCGACCGAGAUCGCCACCGCAACUGUGGACAUCCGGGUCACUCGCAACAUCAACCCACCUCAGUUUACACAGUCCCCCUACCGCGUCAUCAUCAACGAAACAGCUGGUGUAGGCGUCGGCAUAAUGCAGAUUUCUGCCACGGACGCUGACGGGGACCGAGUGAUCUACGAAGCAACUGGCGACAAUGACACCCUCCAGUACUUCUUCCUGUCUAGCGACACCGGCCUCAUCAGCAUCAAGAAACCGCUCACAUCCUCAUCUAGAUCUGAUUAUAGGAUGACGAUCAUAGCUCGAGAUCAGGGCAACCCUGAACAGAGCUCGCCCGUCCUUGCCCUCAUCACCGUCAUCAGAGACCAGGCUUCUCCUUUCUUCAUCAACACACAGGAUUACAGCACCGUCAUCAACGAAGUCCUUCCCGUCGGCAGUACCGUCUUCAACGUAACCGCACAGGACGGUGACCUUCUCGGCGCCAUCAACUACGAACUUAUUGGAGAUUAUCCAACCCAGAGUUUCUUCAGCGUGGACAAACUAACUGGGAGUAUUGUCACAACUGAUAGCUUGAAGAGUGACAGCCUCAGAGCAUCCAGAUAUGUGGCCCGGAUAAUUGCUUAUGAUACAAUUCGUCCAAUGGUACGAGCAACGUCAACAGUUGAUAUCAUUGUACUGAGGAACCCUAACAAACCCCAAUGGCUUCAGUCCGCCUACAUCCAGAUCAUCUCCGAGACCAUGAUGGCGGGGACUAGUGUUCUCAACGUCACGGCCACUGACAGGGAUGCUGAUGAUACUGUGACCUAUGAAAUCCUGAGUCAAACGUCAAUGCCUUUUGGUCUGAAAACUCCUUACUUCUACAUUGAACGCCAAACUGGUAUAAUCACCCUGAGAGAGUCUCUUUUCAACAACGACGUCAGCCAAGUUCUGAUAUUCCUCAGAGCCUGUGACAACGGUAUUCCCACACAGUGUGCUAACUCCUCAGCAGGCAUCGACAUUAUUAGGAAUCAGUUCUCCCCAGUUUUCCAAAACCUUCCAUACCAGAUCGUUCUUCCCGAAGCAACAGAGCCAAGCACCCAGAAUACCCUUCUCAACGUCUCAGCAAUAGAUCAAGAUCUGAUUGGUCAGAUUGUAUAUGAGCAGGUGCUUCCUGGCAGUGCCUACUUUGACGUCAAUCCUGCAUCAGGGGCGAUUACUCUCAGAUCGAGUCUACUCCUCGACAGCAGACUUCAAAUCGUGUUCCAGGUAUUGGCGUACGAUGACAAACACCCCCAGAGAAAGACAACAGCUGAUGUAACUGUCAGUGUGUUGAGGAACCCAAGUGGACCUCGCUUCCUCCGAGAUCCUUAUGAGGUGACAGUGUCGGAGACGUACCCUCUUGGCGACAGCCUCAUCAACACCACCGCCGUGGACUCCGACGGGGAUACUCUCCGGUACUCUCUCAUGUCCUUAUCAAUCGACGAGAAUCUCUUCUACAUCAACCCCGACAAUGGCCUCAUCUCUCUCAGGAAACUUCUCUCAGCUUCCGCAGCAACAAGAUACUCGCUCACUGUUAAAGCCACAGAUCAGAGAAUUCCGGAACAAACUGCUUCUGCCCUGGUACUGAUUUCUGUGACACGGGACAAUAGUGCACCAUUUUUUGUGGGAGCACCCUAUGCUGUCAACGUACCCGAAAUUCAGGAGGUCAAUUCCACCAUUCUCGCUGUCAGUGCUCGGGACAACGACCUGAAAGGGUCUAUUCAGUACGAAGCCGUCGGGGUUUACCCCGCAACAUCCUUCUUCAAUGUUGAAUCAGCCAGUGGGAAGAUCAGAAUCACCCGUAGCCUGCUGACAGAUGGCCUCCUGUUCACGUCCUAUACAUUGAGAGUGGUCGCCUUUGACACGGCCUAUCCAACAACGAGAGCCACAAGUGAUGUGACGAUCGUUGUUAUUCGAAAUGAAAACGGGCCUAUUUUUCUCCCAUCCGCGACAUACGAAACACAGGUGUCAGAAGAUGUCGUCAUUGGAACUAACGUCAUCCAAAUCACCGCAGUCGAUCAAGACGCAGGGGACGUUGUGACGUACCAGUUGGUGAACGCCACAUCUAGUGGAGCUCAGUACUUCUUCCUUGACCGCGAUGCCGGCAUCAUCAGCACCAAGAAAACCCUCAGUGAAGCAACCUCUGACCUAUACACUAUCAACCUCAAGGCAGAAGACAACCGAGGUCGAUUUGCUCAAGCAUCAGUUCGGAUCAUAAUAGUCCGUGUUACAGACAACCCGCCUGUCUUCCUUAGCACACCAUACAGAGCUACCAUUGACAUCAACAGGCCCCUCAAUUCAUCUGUCAUCAAUGUGCGGGCAGUCGACCCAGACUUCGACAAUGAGAUCCGGUAUGACCUAGUCGGCUACUUCCCUGGGACCGAAUAUUUCACCUUGAACCCGAAUAGUGGGGAGAUAACUCUGAAGAACAACUUUGGGAUUGAUACAUACAAGACCCUUCUCUACGUGCUACGAGUAGAGGCUUAUGAAGUCUUGCGUCCUGAAAUCCGUGUCGCCGAGGACGUGUUGAUCGACAUCAUCCGCAACCCCAACCCCCCCAUCUUUCGCAGAGGCUUGUACGCUGUGACCAUCCCCGAGUCAACAGCCCAGGGAGCGAGUGUCAUACAGAUCAACGCUACUGAUGCGGACGGGGACAUCCCGAUGUACCAGAUUAUACAGUCCACCGCCACUGGUCAAGACGCAGCUCAGUUCUUCUUCUUGAGUGCCUCAACAGGCGUCAUCAGUGUUCGAAAACCACUCACAGAAAGCAACACUCGACAGUACACAUUCACUGUGCAAGUCCGCGACCAAGCCUUCCCUGAGCUCUUCAGCACAACCACCGUCCAGAUCACCAUAGAGAGAGAUCAGUUCACACCCCUCUUCACUCAGACGAACUAUGUCAUCGCUAUCACUGAGAAUACUGAUGUCAACUCCACGCAGCCUCUUCUUGUGGUACAGGCAGUUGACAACGACAGAAGGGAAUCUAUUGUGUAUGAAGCGAUCGGAGAUGGGUCAGCUCUGGCUUUCUUCAGAAUCGACUCAGCCUCUGGCGCAAUAUUUGUCAAAACACCACUUAUCCAGGACAGCCUUGUUCAAUAUACACUUCGUGUACAAGCCUUUGACACGUUCUAUCCAACCAACAUCGGCUAUUCCACCGUUAGCAUCAACGUCGUGCGUAACCCCAGCGGCCCCAUCUUCAGCACCAACGAGUAUGCCAAGUCAUUGCUGGAAUAUACUCCUGUAGGAUCCAAGAUCAUCACCGUCACUGCAACUGAUGCUGAUGGGGAUGCCCCAGUCUAUUCUAUUGUGGGAAGUACUGAGGCCAUGCAGUAUUACUACAUCUCGCCCAGGUCAGGGGACAUCUUCCUUAAGAAAGCCCUCCAUGAAAACCCAAGUAACCAAUACCAGAUCUCCGUGCAAGCCUCGGACCAGCGUAAUCCCGUCAGAUUAACCAAUGCAACAGUUUUUGUGAACGUUGUAAGAAGCCAGCCUCCUCGCUUUGUCCAAGGACCCUACUCCUUCAGUACUUCAGAGAAAACAGCGAUUGGCUCGUCAGUCUACAGUGUCAGUGCCAUCGACUCUGACCAACAGAAACCGAAAAUUAACACAGACUUUCGAUUUCAGGGCACCGUCAUGUACGACAUUCUCGGUGAUGCCCCGGCGCCAAGCUACUUCGCCAUCAACUCAACUACGGGUGUUGUGACAGUCCGCUCCAACCUACUGCUAGAUACGAACCAGAACUAUGUCCUCCGUGUCAAGGCGCAUGACUCAGCGUUCAUGUCUCAGUCAGCGACAGCCAUCAUCACCAUCUUCAUCGCAAGGAACGACAACCCACCUAUCUUCAUCAGGGAACCAUAUGCUAUCGAGCUGCCGGAAGAGUUCCCUCUAGGACAACGAAUUUUCAACGUAACUGCGGAGGAUGCAGAUAACGACAAGAUCCGUUACAGCAUGUUAAACUCCAACCUCAUCGACUACUUCUACCUCAACCCAGACACUGGCGUCAUCUUCCUGACGAAGAGUCUUGAAUCAGCAGCCCAAAGCAGCUUUUUGUUGUUGGUACGGGCAAGUGACAGCCGUAUCCCUCAACGUAGCAACGAUGCGACGGUGACAAUUACUGUCAGAAGGAACCAGUUCAUACCCCAGUUUGUUGGUCUUCCCUACACCGUCACCAUUGCCGAGACGCGCCCUGUCAACGACACCAUCCUCUCUGUAGCCGCCGUCGACAACGACCAAAGGGGCACCCUUGUAUACGAGGCUGUAGGAUUCUACCCAGCACAGAGCUUUUUCGGUGUUAACAACGCGACCGGCCAUAUCACCAUACUACAAUCGUUGAAAAAUGAUGGCCUCGCUCGCACAGAAUACACGCUCCGAGUGGUUGUUUACGAUAACAUGGUCCCUGCUCAAAGACUUUCAGCAGAUGUCUUGGUGUCCGUCGGACGCAAUCUGAACGCACCAACCUUAACUCAGACCCGAUAUUCUCAGACUGUCGACGAAGAUUACCCUCUCGGGGUCCCAGUUCUCAACGUGACUGCUUCGGACCUUGAUAGGGACACCAUCUCCUAUGACAUCGUGGCUGAUAACAGCAGGGGAUCUGCACUUUCGUUUUUCUUCAUUGAGCGACCAACUGGGGCUAUUUUCCUUAGACAACCACUAUCUGCAUCAAAUGCUAAUACGUUUUCGAUGACGGUCCGAGCCACAGACAGUGGUCGACCAAGUCGUGAGGCGAGGGCGGAGGUUAUCGUGUAUGUACGAAGGGAUGAGUUUGCCCCUCGGUUCGAGAAAUCCCCAUACGUUGUUGUCAUCCCCGAGACCGCCGCCAACGCCUCGGCAAUAUUCACCGUCACCGCCACCGACCAGGACAGACAGGGCUCAAUCCAGUACAGUGUGAUGGGAGUUCCGCCAGCACCAACCUUCUUCACUGUUACAUCAAGUGGCAAUAUCGUCGUGAGAGGCGACCUCCGAAAUGACCGCGCUAUGAACUAUGUCCUGCGUGUUCGAGCUGUCGACAGCGCCAAUCCUAGCCUGUACACCGAGGAGGAUGUGAAGAUUUCUAUACUGAGGAACGUCAACCGCCCUAGCUUCCAACAACAGUCCUACUCCACACGGAUCUCCGAGACAACGCUCAUUGGGACAUCACUGUUGAAUGUCGUCGCUAACGACGCCGACAGUGAUCGUCUUACUUACGAUAUAAGCGGCGACGAGCGAUGCGUCACCGUGUUUUAUAUUGGAGCAGAUAAUGGAUUCAUGUACCUACGGCAGUCAGUUGUGGACACGGCUGAUAGUUCAUUUACAUGUACCGUAUCCGUCUCUGACAAUGGCUACCCCACUGCCAACACUGCAACAACAACAGUCUUCAUCGGCAUCGACCGCGACACCGUCCUACCUGUCUUCUCAGACAAUGGUAGAUACGCCAUCAACAUCAACGAGAACAUCGCCGUCGACAGCUUCAUCACCUCCGUGCAAGCGACAAGACAGAACCUGGCUGGUCGGAUGUAUUAUGAAAUUAUCGGCAACUACCCUGCUCCAAGCUUCUUCAAGGUUCAAAAUAUGACCGGGGAAAUCACUGUUGAGGAAAACCUCCGCAAUGACAAUCUCCGCCUUGGGUCCUACACGUUGCGAAUCCGUGCCUAUGACACAAGCGUGCCGCACCUAGCUGCCAUUGCCGAAAUGUACAUAACGGUACUGAGGAAUCUCAACGGGCCCGUGUUCAGUCCCUCCACGUACAGCGUCACCCUCAGGGAAGAUGUGGAGGUGGGGACCUACAUCCAGAAACUCAACGUAUCGGAUCCCGACGGCGUUCAGCUAAGUUGUUCUGUGGACGCACAGGCCUUUUUCGCCAUCGACGCAAGCACCUGCUUACUACGAGUUUCCCAAGCUCUUUCGGGCGAUCUUAGCAAGGCUACUGAAUACACCGUAAGUAUAGUAUGA
Molecule: messenger RNA, 21303 nt
Organism: Haliotis rufescens (red abalone)
Lineage: Eukaryota; Metazoa; Mollusca; Gastropoda; Lepetellida; Haliotidae
Product: protocadherin Fat 4-like
Exons: 96
Coding region: 1-21303 (7100 amino acids)
Biological process (GO): homophilic cell-cell adhesion
Cellular component (GO): plasma membrane
Molecular function (GO): calcium ion binding
Source: RefSeq, a predicted model, not a curated record